AUGGUCUUCCUGGCCGCCUAUACCUUGGCAUCAGGAACUCUCGAGACCAUGCCCAUGCUCCCCACUGGCCUUCGCCGCCAUCCCGAUUUCGGCACUUACUACCUCCAUCGCCGAAUCCCCACCGACCUGCUCUCUUGCUACCCCGGCAAGGAGAUGGUCAGCUUCUCGCUCAGGACCAAGGACUACCACGUCGCUGUGGAACGUCACCGACUUGAAGAAGCCAAGCUGACAUCGAACUGGGGAAAGCAACGCCAGCGCCUGGCGGACCAAGCUGCCCGCCAACACGUCGUCGCCAUCGUCCGCAUAGACGCCAUGACGUCGGAGACCAUUGACGCCAUCUGCAAGCACGUCGAAGCCGUCAGCCUCGCGGGCGAUGAGGCCCGCGUGCUGGAUGAGAACUACACCAUCGAGGAAAUCGAGGACUACCAGGCCGGCUACGCCGAAGCCAACAGGUUGUUGAAGGCCGCGUUGGUCUUGGGUAAGCAGGAUGUUCUGCGCCCGCCGCUCGAGGAGUUCUUGCGCCUCUACCGCUACGAGUUGAACGUGCCGGAAGGCGACAUGCGGCGGCUGGCGCUCGCCUAUGGCCGAACGGUUUUGCGCACGAACGAGAAGCUGCUGAGCCGGUACGCCGGCAACGAUGAACCGACUCCUGUCGUGGCGCGAAGCCUCGCAACGCCGCAACUGUCCGAGGUCACCACCGCCUACCUCACGCACUAUGCCAAGCUCGACCAGCCCGCGAUGCUCAAGAAAAUUCGCACGGCGAUGCCUUUGCUGCUAGACAUCGUCGGCGACAAGCCCAUUGGGGCGCUCAGGCAAGACGACCUGGAAACCUUCUUCGACUCCAUUCAGAACCUGCCGCCGCAUUGGAGCGCUAUCUGCCGCCGGCAGAAACUGACCCCUCGCAAGCUGGUGGAAAUGGGCGUCGGCGAGAUGGCCAAGGCGACCUUCACCGGGACGUACCUGGCAGUGAUGGUUCCGUUCAUCAAAUACUGCCGGCGCAAAUGGCAAGACCGGGGUUGGCCCAUGGGACUGACCGCCGAGGGCGUCCAGUACACCGGAAAUCGCAAGGACCCCGAAAAUGGCCAGCGCGCGUUCAAGCUCCACGAGCUGCAGCGCCUGUUCCAGGGGCCUGAGAUGGCUGGGUUCGCCCGGACCCCUGAGCAGGCGCACAUGUUCUGGCUGCCACACGUCGGGCUGUUCACCGGAGCCCGCGUAAAUGAGUUGUGCCAGCUGAAUCCGCAAGCGGACAUCUUGCAGAGCGCGGACGGCAUCUGGUACUUCAACAUCACCGAUAGGUCCGAGAGCCACGAGAAGGUGGACAAGUCUGUCAAGAACAAGAGCUCCAAGCGAGCCGUGCCGAUUCAUCCCCAGCUCAUCGAAAUUGGAUUCCUGGACUACGUCGAGCGCAUCAAGCAACAGGGCCACACACUGCUGUUCCCUGGCUUCCCGCCUAGCGCUGGCAAGGCGUCUCCCAAGGCCCUCGAGUGGUUCGGUGAAUUCCUACGAGACAUCGGCCUCCGCGACGAAACGCCAAACGCGCGUAUCGUCGGCAUGCAUGCGUUCCGUUUCACCCUUUUGAAUCGCGCAAUGGCGCUCAGGAUUGCCGGGGCGGAAGCCAUCACUGGGCACACCAGCAAUGUCACCCAGAUUCAGACCGUGACGGACGGCCAAGUCGAGCAGAAACGGUCCGAUGUCGUCGUGAAGUACCAGGGGCAACUGCCCGUGGACCAGAAGAUGGCCAUCCUUCAGCGCAUCACGUACGAGGGCCUGAAGUUCCAUGUGCCUGUGACGCCGAGCCGUUCGCAGCCUUGA
This is a messenger RNA of Ostertagia ostertagi, 1812 nucleotides long. NCBI's taxonomy places the organism in Eukaryota, Metazoa, Nematoda, Chromadorea, Rhabditida, Trichostrongylidae. The record is from the annotation of a GenBank genome assembly.